UUGAGGUUGUAUUUAUUAGUGACAUAUACACAUACUUAUGUAUGUAUGUACAUAGAGGACUAUUUACAUUGCUUAAAUAACUCUGUUGUGAAAAAGCCUUUUUUUUUGCUGAGCGAAAAGUUUUGCCUGAAAUGACAUGGAUCAUGGACUAAAGAGAUGUUCAUAAAAGUGACAAAAGAAGUAAAUAAUAAGAAAUAAAACUUGAUACAUGUAAUGGAAUAAUUGUUACAUAUUGUACUUUUUUCUGUGAACAUAAUAUUUUCGUGACAUGGAUGCGCGUGCGCGUGCAUUCAUUUAUAUACAAGUGUGUAUCUAUUUACAUACAUAAUUAUGUGUGGGAGCAGGUUCCGUAAACAUAUACAUGCAUAUAUAUUUAUACGAUGUGCACAAUAAUAUGAACGAGCAAAAUUCAAAUUAGAACAAUUAAGUGGCGCCGCUGCCAAUCCUUAGCAUUUGUUGUCUGUGCUACAAAAAUGUUGCGUUGCAAAAUUACUUUCACCAAGUCACAUUUGCUGGUCAAGUGGGGCAAACUAUAAGGACGUCACACAGCAAUUACUGUUUGAGCAUAGCCAAUUAAUUGUUACACAGAUCGUUCAAAAUGAGUUUAAAACAUCUCGGCUGAAAGCAAAAUAGUUCACAAUACAGCUGUGCACUUAAUCGCACAUUAAGUGGUUGAUUUCUGACCGUGCGUUGGUGGUGUGCAAUAAAAGAAAAAGAACAAAAAAAAACAAGUUGUUAUCAAAGUCUAUGUUAAAUGCGCCAUGUUAUCUACACCUUCAUCGUCUAAUGGAACGCCUGCAACGGAACCUUCGAACCGGGACUACCAUAAACAGAAUAUGAUAAUUUCAACUACCACAGCCAUAGUUCCCAGCAACAGUAUAGGCCUCCAUCAGUAUCAGCUGACGUUUACAAAACUCAACAAAUUAUCGGAUGGUUCGUUGGACUCGUUAGGUGUUGAUGCCUCUGAAACGAGCACAUCUAUUACUACACCACACUCGAUGCUAAAUCCUCCCUCAUGCUUGACAACAUGCAGUAAGGCUCCACCUGUUAGAGCGGCCGUCCACCAACAGCAACGUCAUUAUGUGUUGCAAAAGCAGGCAUCCAAUUACCGCUGUUCUAACUCCAAUGAGUUGGCGCAACGACAGCAUGUACAUACUUCGAUUUCGUCUGCCCCAUCAACUUCGGUUACUUCAUCGUUGGAGGAACCAACAUCUUCGUGCAGUACAACCACUAAAGGGAACGGAACUCCAUUGAUUACACUGAAGAUGACACGGACUAUUCCAUCUGACAAAAUCAACUUGCGAUUGAUUCUAGUAAGCGGUAAAACAAAAGAAUUUAUAUUUAGUCCAUCAGAUUCUGCCGGUGAUAUUGCUCAAACCGUUUUCGAAAAUUGGCCUGCAGAUUGGGCGCAAGAAGCUGUUUCUAAAUCAGAAAUCUUACGGUUAAUUUAUCAAGGCCGCUUUUUACAUUGCAAUGUAACGUUGGGUGCAUUAGGACUUCCACUAGGCAAAACGACUGUUAUGCACUUAGUACCGCGUGAUAAUUUACCAGAGCCCAAUUCGCAAGAUCAAAGGCAGAAGAGUAAAAGUGGAUCGGGGCGUUGCUGUUCUACAACAUGCUGUAUUUUGUAACUACCUUAUCUUUUAGUUGUACAUGUAUAUCGUUAAUUAAAUAAAAUGUAACAACUUGACAACAAUA
Messenger RNA from Drosophila grimshawi, 1698 nucleotides. RefSeq lists its product as uncharacterized. Bases 762 to 1631 code for a protein of 289 amino acids. Gene Ontology annotation, molecular function: protein binding. The transcript has 5 exons. NCBI's taxonomy places the organism in Eukaryota, Metazoa, Arthropoda, Insecta, Diptera, Drosophilidae. The record is from RefSeq and is a predicted model, not a curated record.